Sodiomyces alkalinus F11 is the source of this 1974-nucleotide messenger RNA. Its product is annotated as UPF0016-domain-containing protein. Gene Ontology annotation, molecular function: calcium ion transmembrane transporter activity; manganese ion transmembrane transporter activity. Bases 227 to 1771 code for a protein of 514 amino acids. Gene Ontology annotation, biological process: manganese ion transmembrane transport; Golgi calcium ion homeostasis; calcium ion transmembrane transport. The record is from RefSeq and is a predicted model, not a curated record. Lineage: Eukaryota; Fungi; Ascomycota; Sordariomycetes; Glomerellales; Plectosphaerellaceae. The transcript is spliced from 2 exons. Gene Ontology annotation, cellular component: Golgi apparatus; fungal-type vacuole membrane.
GCCCAUAAUUUUCUGGCCCAGCUCCUUGAAUUCGUCGUACCCUCGUACUUGUCAACAUUCUGUGCCUCACUUUUUGGAUCGCGAAAUAGUUUCUUUGCAGUCCCCCCGGGGCUAGAAUUCUACCAUUCUCUUGCUCUAGCGGAUUACUGAAUUCUACUAACUUUUCUUUUCUUUUCUCCUCUCUUCCUUCAUCUUUACCCGACUCCUAUCCACCGUGCCAUCCAACAUGAGGCUUCGCACCCAACCCUCCUCCCUUUUCCUUUUCCUCGUCCCCUCCCUCGUCGCCGUCCUCGCCAUUGACCCAUCCUCAUCCACCGAAAGUCGGAUCCGAACCAUACCUGAGCCUGCGGAUUCUUCAUUCAACUCCAUCCUCAAGAGACAACUUGCGGCCGGAGGCACUAGGGAUGCCCCAGUCGAUGGCAACGAUGGGAUGCCCCAUCAAGGCCCCUUCGUCGAUUCCCACAAAAGCCGCGACGAGGACGACGCGCAGACUGAUGUUCUCGAGGAAAAUCCAGACGACAUAGUCCUCCUUGAUGGGAGACCCGUUCUUGAGCCUCACGACGGCGUCAUGGACGACCCCGACCGGCCCAAACCAAGGGAGGGCACCACCGGCACCGAAGGGGGCGUGAGCGAGAAAGAGAAGGAGCGCAAAGCACAGGGGGGUCGGACAGGCGACACAUUCGACAAUACACCAGAGAGCCCAAAGGAGGUGCCACCCUCACCCCAGAGCGAGGAGGAGACGAUAUUGAAUCACAGUGGCCACGACGACGACCAUGACGACGACACAACAGCUGACGAGGUAGCCGGUCUUCAGAAACCUGCCCAUCUUUCUGAUACCUCUAGCGACGAACCCCCUCCCAUCCCCGACUCCGCCAUCAAAGACCACCUCAGCGUGUCCGAACCCUACAUCCCCGUCACGGCGCCUGGAGGCGAUGAGGUUGACGAGGGCAUCAUCCAACCAUUCCACUCGUACAUCCUCUCCUUGACCAUGAUCCUCGUCUCCGAGGUCGGCGACAAAACCUUCCUCGUAGCCGCCCUCAUGGCCAUGAAGCACGACCGCAUGGUCGUCUUCUCCGCCGCCUUCAGCGCCCUCCUCGUCAUGACCGUCCUCUCCGCCGUCCUGGGCCACGCGGUCCCCACCCUCAUCCCGCAGCGCCUCACCGCCUUCGCCGCCGCCGGCCUCUUCUUCGUCUUCGGCGUCCGCCUCUUCCGCGAAGGGCUCGCCAUGGAUCCCAACGAGGGCGUCACCGAGGAACUACACGAGGUCGAGCGCGAGCUCGCCGAGAAGGAGAAGGAGGCCGUACUGAUGGGCGCCGGCCGCCACCGCAGCGACUCGGCCUCCGUCUCGCCGCAUGCUCUCGAGAUGGGGCUCGGCAACGGUCUCGGCAACGGGCACGGUCGUGGCCACGGUCACACCGGUCGUCAGUCGCGCUCGCAGAACCGCUUCCCCACCCCGCCCCGUUCCCCUUCGUCGUCGCCCUCCCGCAGCCCCUCGCGCACCCGCUACGGCCCCUCCCUCACCGGCGCCCUCCAGGGCCUUAGCAACCUCGUCUCCCUCCUUCUUAGCCCCGCCUGGGUCCAGACCUUCGUCAUGACCUUUCUCGGAGAGUGGGGUGACCGCUCCCAGAUUGCCACCAUCGCCAUGGCUGCCGGCCAGGACUAUUGGUGGGUGACCUUGGGAGCCAUGACGGGCCACGGCAUCUGCACUGGUGUCGCUGUCAUUGGAGGUCGCGCCAUCGCUGGCCGGGUCAGCCUCAAAGUCGGUAGGUAGUCUUAUCCGAUUCUGUCCCAUUGCCCUCAUAUGUCCUCCCUCAUCUGUUUUUCUUCUUCCUGUUUGCUGUGCUGACGUAUCAACCACUGCAGUAACCAUCGGAGGCGCCCUGGCCUUCCUCCUGUUCGGCUUUAUUUAUUUCUUCGAGGCGUUUAACUCUUAGAUUUUCCCGUUACGCAAUUGCAACGAUCAAAAUGAAAUUA